CGUACCCAGCCAACGUUCACGCACACAAAUUUUAAAAAUGCUUCCAAGUAUUUGUAUCUAAUCUUUCUUCGAUAAAGAUAAUAAGAUAUAGACGUCUAAUCGGAAAUGUGAGGAGCUUCCAAGACUAACGUAUUUACAGUGAGCAAUCACCGAAGGCGUGUUCAAUUGAAAUUUUGUGGAAGUAAUUUUUUGAAAACAGGUCAUAUGGAACUAUGGCCUCAAAAGGGAUUUCGAUUAUCCUCGCAAUCAUUUGUUCGGUAAUUAUAAACCGGAUUUCUGCUGACCCUACGUCUUGUCCCAGUCAAGAGUCCUGCGAGAGCUGUCUGGCGGCAGAUUUUGAUUGUGCCUGGUGCACGGAUGAGAAUUAUGCGAGCACGGAUCGACGUUGUAUGACCAAAACUGAACUUCUAAACAGGAACUGUGGGAGCGGCAGUAUCCUCCAAAAUGUAGAGGAAACUUCAAUUCUAGAAGACAAAGAGCUGCAGGACUACACGGAAAAUGGAGAAACUAUUCAAAUUCGGCCACAACGGGCGAAAUUACGUCUUGUUAAAGGACAAAAAAGCGAAAUCGAAAUGACCUACCGUCCGGCUCGCAACAACCCCCUUGAUCUCUACUACCUCAUGGACCUCACAUUCUCUAUGGAAGACGAUCGAAAGACCCUGGUCACUGUUGGUAGCAAGUUGGCGCAAACUCUGGGCUCUUUAACAGAAAACUACCGGCUAGGAUACGGAAGCUUCUCAGACAAACCCAUAUGGCCGAUGAUUGUCCCUAACACACAAGACAAUCCUUGCAAACCUGCCGGGGUUGAUUGCGAGCCUGCAUACGAUUUCAGACAUCAUCUCUCUUUCACGAACGAUAUGAACAAAUUCGUACGAGAAGUGAACGAAAGCAGAAUAACAGGAAAUCUGGAUAAUCUCGAAGGAACUCUGGAUGCUUUGAUGCAAGUGAUUGUAUGUGACGAUAAGAUUGGGUGGAGUGAAGAUGCUAGAAAGAUUGUGAUUGUUGCAACAGAUGGUUUGAUGCACUUUGCUGGCGAUGGUUUACUUGCUGGGCUGAUAAAGAAAAAUGACCGGAAAUGCCACCUUAGCGAGACUGGGUUAUAUGAAGCAGCACUGGAUUUUGAUUAUCCUUCAUUGGAGGAAAUUUAUCGAGAAUUGUUGCGCAGAAAGAUCAGUGUAAUUUUUGCUGUGACUAGAGAUAAUGUGCAGACUUACCGGCAACUAACGGAUCUAAUGGCUGAUGUGAGCAGUGUUGAAAUUUUGAGUGAAGAUUCUUCGAACAUUGUAGAAUUGGUUGGCGAAGGAUACAAAAAAUUUGUUCGUAAGGUUAAUUUUGUUGACACAAGCCCGCCGUUUAUUGAUGUCAGUUACAAAACUGAUUGCGGAAUCGCAGGCGGUAAACUGGUACCAGGACAAUCCUGCAGUAAUUUGGAACUCGGACAAAAUGUGAAGUUCUCUAUUGGUUUCACGGUGAAGGAGUUUCCUGAAAAUGGAGUAUAUAACCACAUAAUUCGAAUUGAAGAAGUUGGUCUAUCCGAGGCCUUGGAGGUUGAAGUUGAAAUACAGAAGCCAUGUCCUUGUGAACGAAAUGGUGGGAUCGAGUCGAGAAAUCAUGAACUUUGUAACGCCCAUGGCAGUUUCGAAUGUGGAAUGUGUUAUUGCGAGGAAGGAUGGAUCGGUAAAUCAUGUUCAUGUAAUUCACAGUCGGCAAAUCAAACCGACUUAACAAAUCAAUGUCGUCCCCUUCUGGAAGCUUCUACUCUAAAGCGAGGUGCAAUUUGCUCCGACAGAGGUGAAUGUGAAUGUGGUCAAUGCUAUUGCUUCAGCGGAUAUGAAGGACAGUAUUGUGAAUGUCCUAAAUGCUCGAAUACGUGCAACCUAGAGUCAGCCGUUUGUGAUUGCGGUGUAUGUUUGUGUAACCCUGGCUGGUCAGGACCUAGAUGUGACUGUCCCACUGCAACUGAUUCUUGUAUGUCACCAAAUGAUGAACUCUGCUCUGGUCAAGGGGAGUGUCAUUGUGGACAGUGCAAGUGCAACUCCAAGUUUUAUGGAACAUUUUGCGAAAGUAGUGAAGGAUCAGAUGAGUUCAAGAAUAAAAUUUGUCAGUACUUCAACCCCUGUGUAGAGCGAUUAGUGAGGGAGCGAAAGGACGAGAAAGUUGACAUCAUGGAAGUUUGCGCCGAUUCAAAUAAGAUGCCUUUUAGUUACUCGUUCGUGGAAAGUCUUCAAGAUAACGAGAGGGUUUGCAUAGCCCGCGUCCAAUUUGAAACUGGAUUAUCCUGCGAUUUCCCCUACAUUUACGACGCAACGAAAGGUUCUAAACAAUUGUAUAUCGUGUGGGAUGAGGAAGCAUGUAAACCAGUUAACUAUGCAGCAUGGAUAUCCGUCAGCAUUAUAGCAACAAUAUUGUUCGGUUUGCUCCUUAUAGUGAUUAUGAAACUGUUCGUUAUGUUCCAGGAAAAGCGGGAAUUUGCCACAUUCAAAGAGCAAAUCGAGAAAAAUCAAUGGGAAGCGAACGUGAGUCCGCUUUAUAAAGAUCCAGUUCGGAGCUAUCGAAUGCCAGAUAAUAUGGAUGGAACCGAAUUUAAUUAAAACUACUGGAAGGAGCUAAAUGCGAAUAAUAUAUUUUUUUAUAAUGAA
This is a messenger RNA of Hermetia illucens (black soldier fly), 2639 nucleotides long. It is a transcript of the gene Itgbn, whose product is annotated as integrin beta-nu. The record is from RefSeq and is a predicted model, not a curated record. Gene Ontology annotation, molecular function: integrin binding. Lineage: Eukaryota; Metazoa; Arthropoda; Insecta; Diptera; Stratiomyidae. Gene Ontology annotation, biological process: cell migration; cell adhesion mediated by integrin; integrin-mediated signaling pathway. Gene Ontology annotation, cellular component: integrin complex; focal adhesion; cell surface. The coding region runs from base 213 to 2591 and encodes 792 amino acids. The transcript is spliced from 7 exons.